AUGAAGCCCGCGUACGAGAGCCGCGUGGACACGGCGUUCGAAGGCCCGAAGCUGAAGCAAGUUUGGUUGGACAUGGAGCACAAGUGCUGGGAGACGUACCUGGAUGAGGCCGAUGAUGACUUCAAAGGAGUCCAUCCAUACUUGAAGUUGAAGAAGGAGGUCAGCCAGUGCAAGGCGAUCAUCAAGGAGGAUACUCGACGAGAAGUUCUGCAGGAGUGCACACAGAAGAUCGUCGAAUUGGCACAAGAAUGCAGCGCCGGAAAGAGGAAGAAAGUGGCUCUAAGUCGCCAACUCAGCGUGUCUUCUCGCGGCAUCAGGGAUUCGUUCAUCCUCAGCUUUGCUGUCCCAGUCCAGAACCACGACCGUUGUUGGCUUGGCACUUACGAUGUAGUUGUCCUGCAGCAGGUCACCAUUGUCAGCUUGGAUUUCUACCUGACCAAGCCGGGGCUAGGCGAUCAAGCCCGAUCACAAUGCACAGGCAAAGCCUUCAAAGAAGUGCCGGUCAUCCGUGUGUUCGGCUACACCGAUACCGGCCAGACUGCUUGCACUCAUGUCCACGGAAUUUUCCCCUUCUUCUACGUUCAGGUGAGCCUUUCUCAGAUAGAGGAGAUUGGUCAGGAAAACGGGAAAGAGGGUUUCCUGCAAGCCUUCGCCGAUGGUCUGGAACACGCAGUGUGUCUUCACCAAGCCAGCUUGGUCACACAACGCGCGAAUUCGCCGGCUUUAGUCGGAGAGAGGGCGUAUUUGCAUGAUCUUCGGUGGGUGACCGGCUGGCAGUCUGUGUAUGGUUACGGCAACAGGGCUGAGAACACGGAGGAACACUUCAUCCAAAUCUGGGUCGCGCAGCCUCAGUACACGGGGCUCAUGGCCCAUCUGCUGCAGCAAGGUGCUGUACUGUCCAUGUCAUUUCAGCCUUUCGAGGUGCACUUACCAUACCUUUUGCACUUCUUGGACUCAUUUGGGCUUGGUGGUAUGAGGGAGUUAGUUGUGGACCCCGCGCGAGUCGCUUUGCGUGGUGAACUCCCCGAGCAAGCUUUGUCGACUUUUCCUUGGCAUCCACUUUGGGCUUCCAAAUUGGGCUCCUCUGCCCGAGAACGACUGCUCUGCUGCAGAGGGCAGAAGCCCUGGUGGUGUGACAAAGCUGCCUCCGAAACCAGGCCCAAAUCCGUGCAUCCGCGCACCACGACCUGUGAGGUAGAAGUGGAUUGCAGUGCAACAGACAUUCUGCCACCUCUGUCAUCUACGGCCAGUGAAAUUCCAACCUCCGAAGCCCAAGAAGCUACAGUUCACGAUUGCACGCGCGGCUGGAUUUGUGACACGCUGCGGGAGCUGUGGCGAGACGAGGAACAGCGCUGCACAGUCAUGGCACAAGCUGUUCCGUGGGACCGAGUGCCGCUCCAGCCUGGUGUGCCUGGGCACGGCGCGGCAGCCCUCACCCCGGAUGUGAUGGACGAGUGCAUGCUACAGCGGCUGAAGAGUUUGCUAGAAGGUCAAAAUGCACCAGCUCAAGCAUUCGGGGAAUCUGCGUCACCCUCCCGGGGAACUCAGGCAAUGGGUGUAUGGAGCCAGCAGGAUGUGGUGCAGGUCGACACGAAGAGCAAGGUGUCGCCUAAGUUUGUGAAGGCACUUGAGACCUUGGAGGCAGCUAUGUCGCAACAGAUGACCCCACCAGAUGAAGCCACAGCCACCUUGCUCCAUCGAGGCUACCAGCAGAGUGAGCCCCAGGAGGACACAGCCACAGAGCCGGACACUGACUGCGGCGCAACGGAGCUAGACGAGCUGGAGAACGAAGCUGCGUCGGAAGAAGCAGAGACUGCAGAGUGUGCCCCAACUCAACUGGAUGCGGCACCGACGCAGGCCGAUUUUCCAGACUGCGUGCAAGGUGGUGUGCAAGAUCAGCCGGACAAAUUGGCUGAGAAUGUCCCCUUGUCGCCUAUGAGGCCAGCAGAGCUCUUUCCACUCAUUGCAGAGGCAGCUUGCAGUUCUGAGCAGGGUCCGCUUCCUCCAGCAAAAGGAUUCUAUUCAGAGCCUGAUGACUUGGACUUGGGCACCACGGCUACCGAGCAGGCCGGGGUGUGGGAGUACUGGCAGCCGCCGCCCACCUACGAGGCCACGGCACGAUCGAAAAGCAAGCGCCAGCCAGACGAGGAAGAAGGAGAUGAUGUAAUCACCAAGUUUGACAAUGCAGGUCGGUUGACGACCCUUCGGCGCAAAGCGACAACAGGCAACCAAGGAAAGCGCCUGGGGCGCAAAAGGCAGGCAUCACUUUCGGAGGCAACAGCACCGACACCGGCUCCGCCAAAACCACUACGCCAGGCUGCAGAUGCUCCGCCCCUCUUCGGCACCCUGCUGACUGUGGAGGUCCUGGAGCUCCCUGCGCAGUCGCCACAGGGUCCUUCUCUCAUUGGUGCGGUCGCAUUCUGCUUACGUGACGAGCGGGUACGCUGCCUGCUGGCCGAAGAAGACCAGGACUAUGAGGAUGGCCUUGGUUUGAUCUGCAUCGAAGGCACCCAGCCGCUGGAGGUUGAUCCCAAGGUUCUGGUGAAGGAGGUUGCCUCUGAGCAGGAUGUCUUUGUCACGCUGGCGGACAUUUUCCGGGAAGCAGAUCCUUCGGUCGUGAUGGGGUACGACAUUGUGAAAGGAUCGCUUGGACGACUGAUUUCGCGUGCGCAGGAAUUGGGGAUCAGAGGCUUCCCCGAAGCCUUGGCGCGAGCAGCCAGUUCAGCAAGGCAUGGAGCACCUCAGGCCCUCCAGGCCACAGCAAUGUCCAGCCAAGUGGCAGAUAUUCCUGGCAGUCCUGCUGAGCAGACAGGCGCGCCCCGCAAGCUCUAUCCACCAGAGCAGGUCAGUGGAGGCCUUGAGUUGCCUGGCCGACUGGUACUCAACGUCUGGCGGGUGUUGCGAGGGGAGGCGAAAUUGCCCACGAGCUCGUUGCACACGGCUGCGCAAAUUCUCCUUGGAGAGAUCCUGCCUUUCCUGCCACCAGAAGCGUUGGCCCGUCGCUGGAGAAGCUCUGUCCCGCACCGCAGACGAGAAGCCGCCGAAACCUUGCUGUGCAAGGCAAAGUGCAGCUUGCGACUCUUGGAUGCUUUGAACGUGCUUCCGCGUGCAGCGGAGACGGCCAGAAUGUUGGGAAUAGACGUGUUGAGCGUCUUAUCCAGAGGAUCCCAGUAUCGCGUGGAGGGGCUGUUGACCCGGGCGGCUCAUCAGGAACGAAUGCUGCUUCUCUCGCCUUCUAGAUCUCAGGUCGCUGGCCAAAGAGGUGCAGAAUGUAUACCUUUGGUGAUGGAGCCGCGCAGCGGCUUUUACUUCGACCCGGUCGUGGUUCUGGAUUUUCAAUCGCUGUACCCCUCGAUCAUCAUCGCCUACAACCUCUGCUUUUCUACUUGCGCAGGCCGCCUGCAAGACAUUGGUGCCGAAGGCAGGCUCGGCGUACUGGAGGCAUACCGUCAAACAGGCCUGAGGCUCCAAGAUGUAUUUGUGACGCCAAACGAGGCUGUCUUCGUCAAGAGAGCCAAAAAGCCUGGAAUACUGCCUCGGAUGCUGCACGAGAUUCUACAGACACGAAUCAUGGUCAAGAAGGCCUUGAAAGCCUUGCAGAAGGACACUGGAGAUGCGGAGGCGAGGGCGCGUCUGCUGGAUGCCAGGCAGUUCGGCCUCAAGAUGAUCGCCAACGUCACAUACGGCUACACUGGUGCGUCCUUCAGCGGUAGGAUGCCGUGUGUGGAACUCGCCGAUGCCAUAGUUCAGACCGCCAGGCGGACCUUGGAGAGGGCUGUCCGCUGGGUCGAGAAAGAGGUACCUGGUGCCGAGGUACUUUAUGGUGAUACCGACUCUAUGUUCGUCCGACUGCCUGGGCGAUCCAAGGACGAAGCCUUCAAAGAAGGAGCCAGGAUAGCCAGGGAGGUGACUAGCCACAACCCGACGCCUGUGGAGCUCCAGAUGGAUAAAGUGUACUGGCCCUGUUGCCUGGCGUCCAAGAAAAGAUAUGUUGGCCAUGCCUGGACAUCGCCGUCUGAUGCCGCACCGGUGUUCGAUGCAAAGGGUAUAGAAACUGUCCGCAGGGACCAGUGCACGGCAACGCAGCACAUGCUUCGAGGCGCUCUCGAAGUCUUCUUUGAGUCUCGAGGCAAUCUGUCCAUCCUGAAGCAGUACAUCCGCAGACAUGUGGACAGGAUACGCGAGGGCCGCUUCAAUCUGCAGGAUUUCAUCUUCCACCACGAGGUCAGACCACCUGACGAGUACAAGGGACAUGGGCCACUGGCAGCCCAGGCAGUCCGUCGAAGCGGAGUUUCGUGGCCCUCGCCGGGCGAGAGGUUCUCCUUUGUCAUCGCGGAAGGUCCGCCAGGGUCGAGGCUGGCCGAUGUAGCAGUAGUUCCGGGGGAAGUUACUGGCGGCCGUCCGUUGCAAGCACCCGAGGCAGAGGCAGGUCGCACACCGCUUUUCCUGAACGUCGAGUAUUAUUUGGAGCGUCAGAUUGGUCCAGCGCUUCAUCGACUGUUUAUGCUAGUCAGAGGACCAAACGGACUGCAAGGGCAGGUAGACAUCCGUCGUUGGAUCGCAGAAGGGCCUCGCCCUAGGCGAAGGGAUGUCGCCGCUAUUUCAAUGCGGAGUUCCUUGUUCUCUGCAUCUGCCAUGCUGAGCAGCAUGGCUGCGGGCUUCAUCUGCCAAGCAUGUGGGCAAAAGACAGGUGCCAGGAUCAGCGGCACGGUCGGUCUUUGCGGUCAGUGUCAACGUGGUGGAGCUGUCGAACGGCUUCUUGAAGGUAUGUCUCAACGAGGCUACUGGGAGAAGCGCGUCCAGGGAUGUCGGGAGAUGUGCAUGAGGUGCAGCAACUCCACCGACAUCGAAGAAGACUGCCGCAGCAUCUACUGCACAGUCUUCUUUCGCAAGGUCAACGCACAUCUGCAGCUCAGCGCGUGUGUCUCUCCAAAGUCGUGGCCAGCCGCAGCGGAUUGGUGA
Symbiodinium natans is the source of this 4962-nucleotide messenger RNA. The record is from the annotation of a GenBank genome assembly. Lineage: Eukaryota; Dinophyceae; Suessiales; Symbiodiniaceae.